Molecule: messenger RNA, 1015 nt
Organism: Babesia bovis T2Bo
Lineage: Eukaryota; Apicomplexa; Aconoidasida; Piroplasmida; Babesiidae
Exons: 1
Coding region: 187-663 (158 amino acids)
Source: RefSeq, a predicted model, not a curated record
AAUAGCUAGAGGAGACAUUUGAUAAGGAAUUGUAAAUAGGUAGCUACAGACGCUUAUAUUGUAUAUACACGGAAGAAUCCUUGCCAUUGUUGGCUGGAUAUUUGCGUCUACUGACGUUGCGUCUCAUUGAAUUGUACUCGGAUACGGAAGAAUAUAUACACAUUGAGAUUAAAAUACACCUUCAAAAUGGUAUUCUCAUUACUACCUAGACCUGUGCUGUCUAUACUCAACCUAGCAAUUUGUGUGUUGUACCCAGGCUACCACACCUUUGCCCAUCUGUACCAUGGAAUCUUGAACAGCGAAAACAAGAAGAAUGCAGAUGACCCAAGAUUAAACAGUGGAUUGAUAUCUCACUACAUAUUUUACUGGACCAUAUACUUUCUAUAUGUCAAACUAGAAGCCUCAGCUCUGGUCUACGUAUCACCAUACAUACCAUCAUUUUAUGAAAUGAAACUCUUGGCGUUCUACUGGCUCGCAUCGGACCAUUUCAAAGGAGCAGGAUACUUAUUCCAUCGCUAUGUGAUGAAAAAUUUACUACACACUUCAAAUAUAGUCCGCAAUGAAAUAGACAACAAGCUAGAUGCCCGUCACCGCAAGACACUAAAUGAUAUCGUAAGCAAGCUUGGUAGUAUUGAAGAUGUCAACUUUGUCAGCAUGGAAUAAACCUUAAUGCAAAUGGGUUAUUACGGUAUUUUUAUUGAUUUUUCAAUAUGUUUUUUAUUGUUAGUCUUACACGCUUCUUCCAACGGUUAUGUCGCUACCAUUUUGCGUCAGGAUUACUUUACCUUCGCAGGCGAGCUCAAGCAGAACCAUGAAGAUAGCGCUGGCUUCACGCCGAGAUACCGAUGUCCCAACGGACAACAUCUCAGUUAAAUUGUAGCUAUUACCCCUGCACUUUUCGAAAUGCUUUUUUAUUAGCCUCCUAGGUGAUUUGUCAUAAAACGUUUAGACAAACCUAUAUUCAUGGGCGACGUUCGUCACUGUAGAUCCCGAAUUCGUUCGCAGAGCAUGUUUU